AUGGAUACCUCAGAUCGGGAUCAGGGCCAGCCUCAAACUGCGCCUCCAGCACCGCCAGCGCCAGAGGAGAUCCCUCCUAUCGAUCCCACCGCCAGUAUGCAUGUUAAUGGCAAUGGAAUCCCGCAGUUGUCGGGUCAUCUCCUCAACCCCAUGAAUCCUGAGGCUCUGACCAUGUUGGCCAAUCCCUCGCUUAUGGCAGACCCGUCCAUCAUGGCCAUGCAAAUACCUAUGGCUGACCCUUCUUUCAUGAUGCAGUCCGGUAUGGGUCUACCGAACGGCCAAAACCACGGUUUCGAUGCUCCAGUAGCACCCCCUGCUACUGUCAGCGCCGAUGAGGUCGCUCUCUAUGACCGUCAAAUCCGCCUUUGGGGUAUGGCUGCUCAGGCAAAGAUCCAAAGCGCAAACAUUCUCCUCAUCACCAUCAAGGCUCUCGCCAACGAAAUCGCAAAGAACCUUGUUCUUGCUGGUGUUGGCUCUCUCACUCUACUCGACAGUGCUACUGUCACUGAGGCCGACCGAGGCGCCCAGUUCUUUCUCCCUGAUGGCGAGGAUGUCAUCGGACAGAAUCGAGCUCAGGUUGCCAGUGCUGCCCUUCAGAAGCUCAACCCUCGUGUCCGCGUCCACGUCGAUACAGAGGGCGUCAAGACCAAGGGGCCAAGCUACUUUGCUGCUUACGACAUUGUCAUUGCGACUGAUCUUGACCCUGAGUCCUUCAACAUCAUCAACACCGCCACACGUCUGAACUGCAAAGCAUUCUAUGCUGCUGGCUGUCACGGUCUCUAUGGCUUCAUCUUCAGCGACCUUAUCGAGCACGACUACGUAAUCCAACGUGAUCUAGGAAACGUCUCCACGUCAAACGGACCAGAGACUCGUACGCGCACUAUCGUCAACGUCCAAACUCGCAAGGAGGGGCCCAAGACCAUCGAGUCUGUCACCAAGCGUGAACUAUAUUCCACAUGGUUUCUCGCAAGUGAUGUCGCAGUCCUUCCUUCUGAGUACACCCAAUCCAAGCGGCGACUCAAGAGUGUCACGCCUGCACUGUCUUGUCUCCGCGCUCUCUGGGAGUUUAUGCAGCUCCAGAACGGCCGAGUUCCCAGCAAUCGCGACGAUCUUAAGCUGUUCACGCAAAUUGCUACUCAGAAGCACAAGGCUCUCGGUCUCCCCAGCGAAACCCUUCGUCCCGAGUUUCUGCGCAGUUUCCUCCAGAACCUAGUCAGCGAAAUAUCUCCUGUCUCUGCUAUCCUUGGUGGCCAACUUGCCCAGGACGUCAUCAAUGUCCUUGGACAAACUCAGCAGCCUAUCCAAAACAUGGUCGUCUUUGACGGCACCACCAUGGAGGCGCUCAUGUAUCCUCUGCACCCGGAGGGCUCUCUCGGAGCAUCGCAGCUCACCGACCACACCGUUCCUAGCGGCGCUGCACCUAUGAUUCUGGGCGGUGGCAUGGGCGCUCUGCCUUUAGGCAUUGAUCCAACUGCCAUGGGCGCCCUGCCUCACCACAACAACCCCAUAAUGAUUCCCGGUGGUCUGCCCCAGAACGGCAUCAUCGCUAUGCCAGAUGGCUCUCUCGCUGAUCCCAUACAGCAAUUCAACGCCGUGCCGGUACCUCAGCAAGCUGCCCCCGAGCAAACAGCAGUCGCAGCUGAGCAGCCCGUUCAAGAGACACCAGUGGAUCCCAGCACCUCGGAGACAAAGUAG
This is a messenger RNA of Fusarium sp. VM40, 1695 nucleotides long. NCBI's taxonomy places the organism in Eukaryota, Fungi, Ascomycota, Sordariomycetes, Hypocreales, Nectriaceae. The record is from the annotation of a GenBank genome assembly.